Morchella importuna is the source of this 969-nucleotide messenger RNA. RefSeq lists its product as uncharacterized. The transcript is spliced from 3 exons. Lineage: Eukaryota; Fungi; Ascomycota; Pezizomycetes; Pezizales; Morchellaceae. Bases 1 to 969 code for a protein of 322 amino acids. The record is from RefSeq and is a predicted model, not a curated record. Gene Ontology annotation, cellular component: cytosol. Gene Ontology annotation, molecular function: aldose reductase (NADPH) activity.
AUGUCUUUGGGAAGAACCUUCACAUUGCCCACUGGAGCAAAGAUUCCUGCUGUUGGAUUCGGAACCUUCGCAAACGAGGGUUCAAAGGGUGAAUCCUACAAGGCUUGCCUUGCAGCAUUGAAGGCUGGAUACAGGCAUCUUGAUUGUGCCUGGUACUAUCAGAACGAGGAGGAGAUUGGUGAUGCCAUCCAUGACUUCCUCGAGGGGAGCAAUGGGGCUGUCAAGCGUGAGGACAUCUUUGUUGUCACCAAGGUGUGGAACCACCUGCACGAGCCUGAGGAAGUAAAGUGGUCCCUGGAGGAUUCAUUGAAGAAGCUCAGACUCGAUUAUGUCGACCUCUUCCUUGUCCACUGGCCCGUUGCCGCGGAGCGAACCGACGAGUACAUGCCCAAGAUUGGGGCUGAUGGCAAGUAUGUGAUCAAGCACGACCUCACCAACAACCCUGAGCCCACCUGGCGGGCCAUGGAGGAGCUCUACGCUGCCGGCAAAGCCAAAGCCAUCGGUGUGAGCAACUGGACUAUCCCAGGCCUCGACCAGCUCCUUGGCUUUGCAAAGGUCAAGCCUCACGCAAACCAAGUCGAGAUCCACCCCUUCUUCCCCAAUGAAGAGCUCCUCCAGUACUGCAAGGAGAAAGACAUCCUCCUCAUCGCCUACUCUCCGCUUGGCUCCCAGAACCAGGUCCCCUCAACAGGAGAGAAGGUUUCAGAGAACAAGACCCUGAACGCCGCCGCGGAGAAGACGGGCCACACGCUAGCGCAGACCCUGAUCUCAUGGGGUGUCAAGAGGGGGUACUGUGUCCUUCCUAAGAGUGUCAACCCUACACGCAUCAUCAGCAACUUCCAGGACUAUGACAUGACCGAGGAGGACUUCCAGGCCAUCAACGCCGUUGCAAAGGGAAGGCACACGAGAUUCGUGAACAUGAAGGAUACCUUUGGCUAUAACGUCUGGGCAGACGAGAAGGACGAGUAA